GGAAAUGAGCAGGAGCAGAUGAGACGUGUAAGGAGCAAAGCUCCAUUUGUGAGGAGGAUGGUCCUGCUAGUGAUAAAAGGCAGAGCCCUGAGAACUGAAGGAAACUUUGCUUCUUCCAGUCAAGUUGCAUAAAAGUUGGUUGCUCCUGUUUGUCCAGGGGAUCAGUCCCAGGGAAGUGAAUGUAAACCAAAGCCAGCAAAACAGAGUGACCAAUAAUACAUCUCCCACCUCCCAUUCGGUGCAUUUCAACAACAACAACAACAACACAGCAGCAUUUCUGAAGCUGAAAGUCCACGGGAAUAAGGUUUCAAACAUCAAGACAGUGAUGGCCAUGGAGAGCCUCAAGGGAAUGGGUGAAAGCUCUGAAUCACCAGCAAGGAUCUGGAGAUCUCCACACAUUCUCGGCGCACAGGACUGAGUCUUGGAUCAGUUGCCCAGUUCCCCAUUGACCUUCAUAGCCCUUGGGAUGCUGGCCAAAGCCAGGGGGCCAAGACAGCGGGGCCAAGAGGAGAAGUGGGAAGGAUACAGACCUCAGCAGGACAUGAUUCUUCCAACACGUCCCUGGAAAACCUCUGCCCCAUCAAGAAAUGCCUCCUGCUGCUUGGGGCCAUUGGGCUGCUGGCAGGGGCGGCCGUCGGGAUGUGGCUUCUAGUGAAAUUCCUGACAGCGCCCCUGUCGGACCAGGAUCCCAGCCCCCUGCAGGACAUGGAGUCGAUCCCGACCUGCACAGACGCCGGGGAAGAUGAGCCCGUCAUCACCACGGCUCCCAGGAGAGUAUCUUUCAGAAUAAACACGGGAAACUUCUUGUUGGAAGUGCAGGUGGAAGGCAGGCCCGGCUGGCUCCUGGCAUGUCACGAGCGGUGGAAUCUCUCCCUGGGGACUCUGAUCUGUAGGCAGCUGGGAUACCUCCAACUCGCCCACCACAAAGGAGUGAACCUGACAGAUGUCAAGGUGAACGAUACGCAAGAGUUUGUUCAGAUUGUGCCCAACCAGAAGAGCAGCAUUGAAGACGUGUGGCAGGUCAGGAGCAGCUGUGCUUCAGGGCGAAUUGUGGCUCUGAAGUGCUCCGAGUGCGGCCUGCGCUCCAGGGCAGCCCGGAUCGUGGGGGGAAGCGACGCCCCGUUGGGACGCUGGCCGUGGCAGGUCAGCCUGUACCUCAACUCCAGACACGUGUGCGGAGGCUCCGUGGUGGCGCACGACUGGAUCGUCACGGCCGCUCACUGCGUGCACAAUUACAGGUGGCCACAGGUCUCCAGCUGGCUGGUCUUUGCUGGGAUUAUCGCCCACGUGUCAGUCCCACAGCAGGCCGGGGCGGCGGUGGAGAAAAUCAUCUAUCACCCCCACUAUGACGACAGGAGUCACGACUAUGACAUCGCACUGAUGAAACUCACAGCGCCCUUGAACUUCUCCGAUGCUGUCCGUGCAGUGUGUUUACCGCUGCACCAUCAGGAUUUCCCCCACGGCACCCACUGCUGGAUCUCCGGCUGGGGCUACACCAGACCUGAACACGUUCCUGUUGCUGAGAUGCUGAAGGAAGCUAUUGUUCCCUUAAUCAGCACGAAGAAAUGCAACAGCUCCUGCAUGUACUCUGGUGAACUCACCCCCAGGAUGCUGUGUGCCGGCUACCUGGAUGGGAAAGUAGAUGCCUGCCAGGGAGACAGCGGGGGGCCGCUGGUUUGCCAAGAUGAACUCACCUGGCGCCUAGUGGGUAUCGUGAGCUGGGGCACGGGGUGUGCUGAACCCAACUACCCUGGGGUUUACACCAAGGUGGCCGAAUUCCUGGACUGGAUUUAUCAGAUCAUCGAGCAAGAGCCUUCCAGAGGCAGGAAAUCAGAAACGCAAGCCGGCUCCCUCUGCUUUGGACGGCGCAGAGCUGAGAGGCACAGAGGCAGGGCAAUCAGCAGCACAACAUGCACCUACAUACAGAGGGAUGGAAAAAUACUCCAAAAGGCCUAGAGGGCCCUGCUCCCUGUGGGAAAGAGCCACUAGGAGCAAAGCAAGGGUCAGGCUUAAGGAGCAGAGCCAUCCCCAGGGUGGACGUGCCAGGUAAAGAAGAGUCCAGGACAAAUGUAUCCCCACUCUGAAGCUCUGUCCCAGUUAAUAUGUAGUUACAGUGGAUCAGCAUGAACUGGAAAGACGGAGGGAGCCGUCCAAUCUGCCUGUUGCCAAGCCCUGUAAGGAGGCAUCUCCAGCAGCCCAGGUGUGUUCUUUGGUGUAGCGUGAGGGGCAGUCUCUCUGCUUUUGCCUGUUGCAGCUGAUCCAUAUUAAACAACUAGUGUUUGAGCAAAGCCUAACCUAGUUCUGCUGUAGUGCAAUGGUUUGGCCCCAUGCUUGGGCUGUGUGUACAGGUCUGUUGCAUCUUACGCGCAUUUAACAUGUGCGAUUUCUGCUUUACAUGG
Molecule: messenger RNA, 2399 nt
Organism: Mauremys mutica (yellowpond turtle)
Lineage: Eukaryota; Metazoa; Chordata; Testudines; Geoemydidae
Product: transmembrane protease serine 5-like
Exons: 16
Coding region: 640-1956 (438 amino acids)
Biological process (GO): proteolysis
Cellular component (GO): membrane
Molecular function (GO): serine-type endopeptidase activity
Source: RefSeq, a predicted model, not a curated record